UGACAGUAUCGCUGUAAUAUUACAUCUGUAAUUUCUAUAAAUUGCAUUGUUGAUAGCGCGUAGUUGGAAAGUGGUUUUCAAUAAAUUACGCGGGAUCCCUUCUUCUGACGAUUUUAUGCUAAGAAUUAAUCUGUCCUAACUCAUCCGUUAUUAUCACGUUCGAGAUUCUUCAAUUAAGGCUGUAGAUUUACGCUGUCAGGACCUACAGCAUUCGGCUCGCACAGCGUAGAUCUACCGGGUUAAAAACGGCUUUGGACUGAUCGCGUGUCUUUUCCGGCAAGUCAUGAUUGGUUUGUUGGAGACGGGAAAAAUCACAAUGUAUUCAACCCUGUUGCCGCUACCCUUAAAUAUGUAAGCGUAAUGGUUUUGGAGCUAUUACGUACGAACGACCUUCCGUCUCUUACGCCUGUCCCCUACGCUGAUGUAAGGGUAACAUACCCUUAGUAUGUUACCGACGUUCUGUAGUCCAAGGUAUCAUUUUUCAGCAGAAAAACGCUCAGCCACGUGUUACAAAAAUAGCCCAAGUUUUCCUUUCUCGGGAUCAUAUUCAAAUGCUUCCGUAGUUGCCUCGUUUUCAAGAUCUUAACCCGAUUGACCAUGAUUAGUCGGCGUCUUCGACAUUAUCCGCAUCCCCUGGCUAAUGUUGAAGAACUCUAUGGAUGCUGCCCCCUUCCCCCAAAGUUACCAUCCAGCACCCGAUCAAUUCCCUCCUCCACUGUACAACCGCUGUGCUAAGAGUACUUGUGUGCCUAUGUAUCGAAGGCUAUUACGGCAUGUACAGGAAUUGAUGAUGUUGGAGAUGCUAUUAAAUAUCUAGAGGAAUCAAAUUGGGAUUUAUUGGCAGCUGUAAACCAAGCUAUGCCACGUGGUACGCAACAAUUACCUUCUGAAAUAAGUCCAGAUAUAGAAAUGAUAGAGGAAAUUGAAAGGAUGCCUCACUCGUCUACAUUAUCAUCUCAAACUGUUUGUACUUCGAAAAAUAACUCAAAAGUUGAUGUAGUAGAAAAUUCGAAACCAGGAACGAGCAAACCUAAAAGUUGUGUAAGAGGAAGAACACUCACAUUCCAUAUUAUUCAUUUAAAUAAUGAGUAUGAAAUAAAUUUAUCUGAACAGUCAUCAUUAAAGGAUCUCAAACAGCUCAUAUGGGAACAAACAAAUAUUCUACCUUGUCAACAACGCCUUCAUGGAUGGAAAAAAGAACCAGAAUCACUUUAUACAUCAUUGCAAUCAUUGGAUUUACCUAAAGAAAAUACUUUGUAUGUGUCUCCUAUAUCUGAAGAUGUAGAUCUAACAACUGAUAUUGUGAGUUUACCAAAUCGUAUGACUCAGACAUAUACUUUAAAUAUUAAAGAUGAAAUACACAAGAAAACAUAUAAUUUAAAAUUUUCUGGAACAAGUACAAUCUUGGAUGUAAAAUCAGGAAUUUAUGCAUUAAUAGAUGUUCCAGUACGAAAUCAACAAUGGAAAGGUUGGCCAAGUUUAGUAAAAAAUGAUAGUAUUAUGUUAGCACAAAGUGGAAUUUCUUAUCCAGAACAUGACCUUUCCGUUAAUGAACUUCCUAUGAAAGAAGAGAAAAAGGAUAUUAUAGAUUUGGUUGAGAGUGAUAGUUCUAUCGAUGAAGAUGAUAUAGAAGAUGGUAUUUUCGUAGAUAACGUUAUAUCUACUAAAAUUCAACGUCUUAUGCCAGAAAAUGUAACAGACGAGACGAUAGGCACAGUACAUUUUGCAGAAGAAUUUGUAAAACGAUAUGGGCCUGCACAUCCAGAAUUUUUUACUGGUAAAUUUAAAGAUGCUGUCAAAGAAUCAUGUUUGAAACCAGCAAAAGAGAGAAAAUUGUUAGCUGUGUAUUUACAUCAUGACAACAGCGUGUUAGCCAAUGUAUUUUGCACGCAGUUACUGAGUUGUGAAGCAGUACUUCAAGUUUUAUCUGCAAAUUUCAUUGUAUGGGGUUGGGAUAUUACAUAUGAAUCUAAUAAACAAAGAUUUCUUUCCUCGGUGAAACAAACAUUAGGUUCAGUUGCAACGUUAGCUAUGAAGAAUAUAGAUGUUGAUACUUUACCUGCUCUUGUUAUUAUAAUGAGAACUAGAUCUAAUACAGAAAUAUUUACAAUAGUACAUGCCAAUGUAGGAGUGAAUGAACUGUUAACCAGUUUAAUUCACGUUGUUGAAGUGUUCCAGGAACAGAGACGUACCGAUAUUGGCGUGGAAGAAGAAAGGCAAGCCAGAGAAAGAGUAAAACAAGAACAAGAUAGAGCAUAUCAAGAAAGUUUAGCGGCAGACAGAGCGAAAGAAGAAGCAAAACAAAUGCAAGAAGAAUUAGAAAAACAACGAAAAGAACAGGCUGAAAAUGAAAGGUUGGCUGAAGAAGCAAGAAAAGAAGCUCAUAGACAGGCUGUAGAAUCAAGUUUACCUCCUGAACCACAACAAGGAACUAGCGAUGGUGUAUUAAAAGUACGAGUGCGACUACCAGCUGGCAAAUUUCUGGAGCGUAGAUUUCAAUCUGAUACACCAUUACAAACACUUCUUAAUUUUCUCAUUGUGGAGGGUUAUCCAACAGAGGAAUAUAAAGUUCUAUGUAGUUGGCCUCGAAGGGAUUUAACAUCUAUGGAUUCAAAACUUACUCUGAUGGAUCUGAAAUUUUGUCCUCAAGAAACAGUAAUAUUAGAGGAACGAUAAGUGAUUUGUUGUAAUUAAAUUAAAGAUGUAGAAAUUAAGCAUUGCAAUAUUCUGAAAAUGUUAUUUAUUUAAUAAUUUUCGAAUAGUUAUCAGUUAGAAUGAGUUCUGUUUAUUAAGCAACUACAUUUUUAUGCUGGUCUUUUCGUACUAUUCAUUCGUACAUAAAAUGUAGUUUUAUAUUAUAAAGAAAAAAAAAAAAAAAAGAAAUCCUUUCCAUGCAUGUGCAUUGUAUAUUUUAAAUUCCUAAAAAUAAAUUACAUUUCGAGAAACCUCAAACAAAAGUAGCCUUUUGUUUGUCGUUACCAUGUUUGCAAUGAGCAUUUAAAAAAAAUUCAUUGAAACAGGAGUUUAACUUGUACAAAAUAUAAAUGGUAUUUGUAAUAAAAGUAUAUUUUAAA
Messenger RNA from Osmia lignaria (orchard mason bee), 3074 nucleotides. RefSeq names its product Fas associated factor casp (gene casp). Gene Ontology annotation, molecular function: ubiquitin binding. Gene Ontology annotation, cellular component: endoplasmic reticulum; nucleus. The record is from RefSeq and is a predicted model, not a curated record. Lineage: Eukaryota; Metazoa; Arthropoda; Insecta; Hymenoptera; Megachilidae. Gene Ontology annotation, biological process: ERAD pathway.